This is a messenger RNA of Ramularia collo-cygni, 351 nucleotides long. RefSeq lists its product as uncharacterized. The coding region runs from base 1 to 351 and encodes 116 amino acids. NCBI's taxonomy places the organism in Eukaryota, Fungi, Ascomycota, Dothideomycetes, Mycosphaerellales, Mycosphaerellaceae. The record is from RefSeq and is a predicted model, not a curated record. The transcript is spliced from 3 exons.
AUGCCGAUAUCUGAAAAUGAACAACAACGUCCCGUCAGCGACACAAAAACUCAAAACGCCACAACCGACGAUAAUCUAGAGAAAUCCAAGAAGCAAUCGCCAGCCCUCAAAUCCAAACGAUCAAUGGUCUGGCUGAAAAAGGUCUUCACUCGCAAUUCCAACGAUACAACCGUUGAAACCGAAGCUCCACCACAAGCGACGCAACAUGGAGAAGCUACGAUGACAAGGACAAUAACUUCAAACUCUGAUAAUGUCGAAGACCGAGGGGCAAAGAAUGGCAAGCCAGGAUAUUAUCGUGAACCUCAAUCGUGGCGGGCUGCGGAAUCAUCGGCUUUCUAUACUGGAUUGUGA